AUGACAAAUUGCCUGCCCUCUCUUGGUGAAGGGAUAGCAUCGGGGAUGCAGAUGCUUGCAAUGGCAUUGGCUGGGCAGCAGCAACAAGUCUGUGCCCCAUACCCUCCUCACCCAUAUCAACCCAAUUUUAAUAGCAUGCCUAACCACUAUCAGCCAAGACAGCCACAACCCUACCCACACGCAGGAAAUGAACUUCCAAGGGAUGUUUACCAGUUUCUUGCAGAUCAAGAAGAACAUGAUCUUCAUUCUCUAUGA
Molecule: messenger RNA, 255 nt
Organism: Paramuricea clavata
Lineage: Eukaryota; Metazoa; Cnidaria; Anthozoa; Malacalcyonacea; Plexauridae
Source: the annotation of a GenBank genome assembly